CAAAUACCUUCAGGACCUCAAACAAGAACGCAAAACAUACCUGGCCGAUGCCAAAAAGCUCAACAGAACUUGGAGAUCAGUUUCAAACAGCUGGAGAAUACGAAGAGGCGUUUUGCCAAGGAGUGGGGAGAGGCAGAGAAAGCCACACAGCAAGCGGAGAAAAUUGAGAACGACACAAACGCUGUGAAAGCAGAUGUUGAGAAGGUGAAGCAACAUGCCCAUGUGAAGACACACACAGCGGAGGAGUGCAGGAACGACUACGCCGCCCAGCUCCAGAAAUACAACAAGGAACAGAACACCUUCUACUACACAGAGAUACCGCAGCUGUUUAAUGUAACACACUUUACUUACGUUGUGUGUGUGUGAGAUAUAUAUACACACAGUUGAAGUCGGAAGUUUA
Molecule: messenger RNA, 400 nt
Organism: Oncorhynchus gorbuscha (pink salmon)
Lineage: Eukaryota; Metazoa; Chordata; Actinopteri; Salmoniformes; Salmonidae
Product: cdc42-interacting protein 4 homolog
Exons: 4
Source: RefSeq, a predicted model, not a curated record